AUGAAACAGAGGAAAACUUGUGUGAGGAAGAUACAAAAAUCCGAGUUUGAGUCCACUAAACACUGCCACGGAUUAGAAGACAUGUGUCAGGCUAUCAAGGAAAAGCUUCACAUUGAUUGGAGAAGAACAGUUUGGCAGGAUCUCACCAAACCUCUGUAUUCCGGAUUAGCCGCUAGUUUGAAACUACAACAGCUUGUCGGUAACAAUACUCCUGGUGUCCUAGAAAAGCAGGCAGAUUUCUGGGUACACAACUAUCACAAAGGAAGAUCUGCCUCUCAGUUUAUAACGGAAGUAAACAAAAUCCCAGAUGAGAAAUGUCAAAUAGAUUUAGCAUUCAUGCUGGACGGAUCAGGAAGCAUUGCAUUCUUAAAUUUCCUGCGAAUGCUGGAAUUUGUUAAAAAUACCACAAAACAAUUCAAAAUCGGGUCUGAUGCAGUUGAAGUGGCGGUCAUCUCUUUCAGUGAUUAUGCACGCGUCGAGUUUGGAUUUGGACAAUACAAUACUCACAGUGCUAUAAAUACUGGGAUCGAUAACAUUCAGUAUGAUGCUGGGGGGACAAACACUGCCUCAGCCAUCCGUGUUGCUAGAACCUCUGUCUUCGGUUACAACUCGAGACCGAAUGCAGUAAAAGUUGGACUCGUCAUCACAGAUGGGUACUCCAAUUUAUUUAAUAGCACCGUUCAGGAAGCUUUAUACGCUAAAGACGAUGGUAUUGUUUUAUUUGCAAUCGGAAUAGGAAAUGUCAAUGAGGAAGAAUUGAAUGAGGUAGCAAGUUAUCCAAACUGUACGCACGUUUUCUUCAUUACUGAGUUUUCCGAUAUUGACGCCCUGGUGUACGAAAUAAAGAAAGCUGCAUGCCGAGCUCCAGUUGUGAUAAAUAUUGAUCACACCAAGCCACCCAUCACCGGUCCGGUAACUGAUAUAUUUGGAUCAACCAUAUCACCAACUGCCACAACAGAAAAUACUGAACCAAGGCCAAUAGAGCGCAACAUUACUGACCAGGUCACAAUUACCCUACCAACCAAACAUAAUGAUCAUCACAACAACAAUUCCAUACAUACAAAGAUGAAUGUGUCUGUUAAUUGUGGAAUUGUCCAUGUGUACACGUCCUACGACAACCCCCACCCCAGUCCAGUCCUGUACAAUGACAAACUAACGGCCACCGAUGGUCAUCCGGCCGUUCUUUACAUUAACAGAACUGUAGACGGACGCCAGUUGUAUGCGACCUUUGUAGGAACAAAACUUCCUCCAGAAGCAGCUGGUCUGAAAAACUGUAGCGACGCCAAAUAUCAAGCAAUAUUCAUUACGGAAAAUAAAAUAGAUGUUGAAAUAGUGUGUCGUCAAAAUCACGUAGAGCGCGCAUGCACUAAGUUGGAUUUUCAAAUGCAUGGGAAGUACAAGGAAUUUUUAUGCGGUACAACGGGAGGUAUUAACGAGCUUGUGAUUGCAAAUCCUUGCACAGCCAGUGCUAUACAAAACAACGAGAUGUACCAUCCCCACCCCUAUGACGACACCAAGUUUAUUAAGUGUGACUUUCAGCAAAAGAUGUACGUCACACAGUGUCCCAGUGGAGAAAGAUAUCACCAGGGUUCCCAUUCCUGUGGAUCUACAACUGCAACCAUAUCUAAAGACAAGACUCCACUGGACCCUGACAUGGCGAAUCCCUGUACCGCACAAGCGCUGAUAAACCACCAAUUCUUCUUUGCAUACUCAAGAGAUAACACAAAAUUCAUUCACUGUGACGUAUGGGGCCAUGCUUGGGUCAUGCUUUGUGCUUCAAAUUUAGUUUGGAAUCAGGAGAGCCAGACCUGUAUUGAAGACACACACACCUCAUCUAACCCUUGUACCCAGGAUCAGUUAGAUAAAGGGAUCACGAUGUUCCCACACCAAGACCCCCACAAGUACAUACACUGCGAUAAUGGACUGAAUCCCUGGGUACAGUCAUGUACUAGCGGACUUACAUUCAGUUUUUCAUCACAGAACUGUGUUUGGGAUUCAGUCGUUGGUUGAUUAUCAGUAUUUGCUCUACAGUACGUGUUUAUGACUUGAUAUUCAUCACAGCUUACCAUCAGAUCUUAGACAAAGAUUACUUCCAUGUGUUUGAAUGUAACCAUUUUUUAUUGAUAUUAGCGCCUUUAUGAUAAG
Messenger RNA from Saccostrea cuccullata (small rock oyster), 2145 nucleotides. RefSeq lists its product as uncharacterized. The transcript is spliced from 8 exons. The record is from RefSeq and is a predicted model, not a curated record. Gene Ontology annotation, cellular component: extracellular region. Bases 1 to 2010 code for a protein of 669 amino acids. Gene Ontology annotation, molecular function: chitin binding. Lineage: Eukaryota; Metazoa; Mollusca; Bivalvia; Ostreida; Ostreidae.